AGUGCAUGGUUUCAUUAUACAACUGCCAAACUCAUUUUUGACGAUAAAAUUCUAAUUCUUGCUUUUAAUUUACACCUGUAAAAGCUGUCGACCUUUCAGAAAGUUAAAAAUGGUGGUGAUACGUCAAGAAUUAGUGGAUUCCAUUAAAAAAGUUUUAUUUAUUCUGAGUACAUGCUUACUUGUUUUUGUUGCUGCUAGGAAUUCUAUUACAUGGCAUUUACAGAGAUUCUGGGGUGCCUCUGGUGAUUUUUGGCAGAGACAAUGGGAGAAUGUUUAUGUAUUAUUUGGUUCGAGUGACGCUCUAGUGUGUAUUGUUGGAACAUUUAUUAUAACAACAGGAAUAUUCUGGUUGGCCAACGCUUUCUUUAUGAUAAUAGACCUGACUGGCAAACCUGUGGCUUUAUUUCGCUAUAAAAUACAACCUGAGAAAAAUAACCCACUACCAAAAGAAGAUUUAUAUAAAGCAGUAAAACAAGUCUUGUACAACCAGGUGGUUAUCGGUAUCCCGUUUAUUUGUGUGGCGUAUCAGGCAAUGAAAUGGCGUGGAUGUGGGGUUGGCGGAGAAUUGCCGACUUUCCAUUGGGUAUUAUUAGAGUUAUCUGUCUUUACACUGUUUGAAGAAAUCGUCUUCUAUUAUUCCCACAGGUUAUUACAUCAUCGAGCUAUUUAUAAAUACAUCCACAAACGACAUCAUGAAUGGACUGCUUCGAUUGGUCUUGUAGCUCUCUACGCCCAUCCUAUUGAACAUAUAUUUAGUAAUUUAUUACCUCCAUUUAUUGGGCCAUUAUUAAUGGGAUCACAUAUUGCUACAUCUUGGAUGUGGUUCUGUAUAGCCUUGAUAUCCACCACCGUGGCUCAUUGUGGCUACCAUUUCCCCUUUCUUCCAUCUCCUGAGGCUCACGAUUACCACCAUUUAAAAUUCAACCAGAAUUAUGGGGUAAUGGGAGUUUUAGAUCGUCUACACGGCACUGACGAUUUAUUCCGUGAAACCAAAGCCUAUCAACGCCAUUUUCUACUGUUGGGAAUGACCCCUGUCUCACAGCAAUAUCCUGAUAGUCCCAAGAAAAAGGCUGAAUAG
This is a messenger RNA of Lottia gigantea (owl limpet), 1078 nucleotides long. RefSeq lists its product as hypothetical. Gene Ontology annotation, molecular function: C-4 methylsterol oxidase activity; iron ion binding. The record is from RefSeq and is a predicted model, not a curated record. The coding region runs from base 110 to 1078 and encodes 322 amino acids. The transcript is spliced from 7 exons. Gene Ontology annotation, biological process: sterol biosynthetic process. Lineage: Eukaryota; Metazoa; Mollusca; Gastropoda; Lottiidae.